Molecule: messenger RNA, 685 nt
Organism: Chiloscyllium plagiosum (whitespotted bambooshark)
Lineage: Eukaryota; Metazoa; Chordata; Chondrichthyes; Orectolobiformes; Hemiscylliidae
Product: histone H2B 1.2-like
Cellular component (GO): nucleosome
Molecular function (GO): protein heterodimerization activity; structural constituent of chromatin; DNA binding
Source: RefSeq, a predicted model, not a curated record
UAUAAAGAGCGAGCUCCGAGUCCGCUUUCCGUAUUCUGUGUUUGAUAGUGAGCGGCGCUAUGGCUGAGGAAAAGAAGGGUCAAGUUGCCAAGAAGGGCGCGAAGAAAACGGUGAAGAGGGCGCCAGCGAAGGGCGGUAAGAAGAGGAGGCGGUCCAGGAAAGAAAGUUACGCCAUCUACAUCUACAAAGUGAUGAAGCAGGUUCACCCCGACACCGGCAUCUCCUCCAAGGCCAUGAGCAUCAUGAACUCGUUCGUCAAAGAUAUUUUCGAGCGCAUCGCGGGGGAGGCUUCCCGCCUGGCCCAUUACAACAAGCGCAGCACCAUCAGCUCCCGGGAGAUCCAGACCGCCGUGCGGCUGCUGCUGCCCGGGGAGCUGGCCAAGCACGCCGUGUCGGAGGGAACAAAGGCGGUGACCAAGUACACCAGCUCCAAGUGAAGGACCGCAUUGCACUGAAACACACAUCCACAACCCAAAGGCUCUUUUAAGAGCCACUUACAAGUUUCCUGAAACGGUUGGGCCAUUAUGUUUCAGGGUAUGUACAAUAUGUCUGCGAGAUUUGUAUGUUGUAAAUGUUAUAUAAAGUAAUGAGUGACAGCUGACUCGGUUCGCGUCUUAUUAUCUGUACUCCUUGCGUGGGGAGAGAGCGAUCAUGUUAAACACCACUGAAUCAUUUUUCAGCUGCU